Molecule: messenger RNA, 969 nt
Organism: Cooperia oncophora
Lineage: Eukaryota; Metazoa; Nematoda; Chromadorea; Rhabditida; Trichostrongylidae
Source: the annotation of a GenBank genome assembly
AUGAAAAAGAAACACCAAUGCAGAAUGGGUGAUAUAUUCUCUCUUCCAAAUGAAUUGCUUAUGCUCCUUCUGGGGCAUAUGGAUGGUAAUGAUGUAAGAUCGUUUGGAAACACUUGCAGGCGCUUCAGGAGUUUCAUACUUUCCAAUAAACUGAAGUUACCUAAACCUGAAUUGAAAUGGUAUACCGCUCAACUCGCUUUCGGUCGAAGGAUAACUCUUGUACGGCAGCGUAGCUUUCUUCAACAACGGAAGCGAAAGCGGCUUUCAGAUGGAAAUGGAUUGGAAAAGUGGGAAUUCACGGAAGAAGAAUUCUCAGCAAAGUUUGCCAGUCUCUUCCUUAUGAUGGCUCCGCAGGAAAUGUACAUAAAAUGUAAAGAUUUUGAUCAAAAUGUCGAGGCACUUGUUAAGAAAUGUGUUGGAACAUUACGAAGCAGUACCCUAGCUUUGGAAAUGGAUAAGUGUUCGUUGGACGAGUGCGCUCUGGGUGAUUUUUUCAAGCACUACUCACCGUUCAGUCUACAUUUAGCCGGCCAUUUCGACAGGAGUAUAAUAUCUGAUGAGAACUUGCCUCUUUCCUCUCUAUUCGCUUUAUUCAUUGGGGCAAACCGCGCUGAUAUGGAGACUUGCACCAGGGUUUCUGGAAUCACCGUUCGGAAAAUCGUGAAUAACUGGUUCAAGCGCUAUCCCGACAGCACUAAAGACAAGCCAAGUUUACCGCCUAUCGAUGGGUAUCUCUCCAAAACCUUUUCUAUUGAAAUACCUGACUGUGAUAUGGAUUACAAUGAGUUCUUCGCUUUUCUUCGGGAGAUAAUUCUUGUACCACAUGGUACCAAGGAAAGAAUUAAGAUCGGAAAACUUCCUAAAACAUUGAUUCACACCAUUUACAGCAAUUUGACAACAUUUAAUGAAAUCGGUCCAGCGGUGUGGGUUGAACAAGGCCUUUGCAGUGUGGACGAUAUAAAAUGGUAA